AUGGUGAUUGCUACCCAGAUACGCCCCUGCAGCAGCAGCGGCCUCAACGCCGGUGAUAGCAGUGCCGAGGAGCAAUCGAUUGGGGCCACCGUGCGACAAACCCUUCAGUGCGCGAACCGCGAAAGCCGGGCCAUUGUUGGGUUGUCUGAAUCAAUUCACGCACUGUCGAAGACACCGGAGGAGUUCCUGUUUUGCUUCCUGGCCACCGGCACGGAUCACAUGCACGAGGUGCUGUUGGAAGCAUUCUGCUUCGAGCACGACAUUUACAUAAUUAAGCUUGAUAACGCUGAUAAACUGAGCCGCACACUGGGAUCCACUCAACUGGCGUCCUGUGCCCUGGUUCAAAAACGGGGACCGGAGACUGUGACCCUGGCCGAGGAUGAGCUGGUGGACUACUGUGAGGCACACUGGGAGGAGCCAAUCAAACCGAUCGUUAAGCUGCCGGAGAAGUAGUUGCGCGUGGAAAUCCCAUCCGAACGAGGAUCGGAUUAACAUGUGAACCUACAAAGAGUGAACCAUCAGUGAGCUGCUGCAACAAGGAAGCAUUGUGUGUGGAAAAUUCACCUUCCUUUGCAACUCAGUGGGUGGUCACCGUCAAGCCAGCGGCCAGUUCAGAGCAGUGCACUGUUGAAAAGUCAUGUCCCAAUAAUGAUUGGGCAGUGUUACGGACAGAUUUACGCUGUGCUGCAAGUUUGCCCAAAAGUUUGUGAAACGUUCGUGGUGCAUCAAUCUACAUAAAGCUUUGGAUUCCUUCUAGUUACGAAGGAAAAGGAAGAAAGUGAAAGACACAGACGUUAGAAGAACAUAAACUAGACCUUCAAAAGGAAGCUACUCAGUGCGAAGAUGAUCAGUUUUAAGGAUCAAACCGUAGUAUGUUUCCGAGAAGAUCGAAUAAUUGUAGAAGUAAUUUAGUAGUAGUAGGAGCGAACAACGUUUUAAUUAUAACAACGGAAUA
Messenger RNA from Anopheles bellator, 955 nucleotides. RefSeq lists its product as uncharacterized. Gene Ontology annotation, cellular component: nucleus; cytoplasm. Bases 1 to 453 code for a protein of 150 amino acids. NCBI's taxonomy places the organism in Eukaryota, Metazoa, Arthropoda, Insecta, Diptera, Culicidae. Gene Ontology annotation, biological process: regulation of cell cycle. The transcript is spliced from 2 exons. The record is from RefSeq and is a predicted model, not a curated record.